UUUUACAAGAAAAUCUCUCUCUCUCUCUCUCUCUCUUAACCUCCUCAUUUCCAUCUUCCAACUUUCAAAUAAUUGAAACCUCUCUCUCUCUCUCUCUCUCUAAUGGAGGAGGUUUAUGAAGGCAAGAAGAUCCCAGCAGCAGCCAUCCUUCUCUUCCUCCUAUCGGCGGUCGCCGGCGCCGUGCUACUGAUUUGGUGGAUCUUACAGUUCCACCAAUCGAAUGAUCAGCUGUGGAUGGUGCCAGUCAGCUUCAUCUUUCUCGGCUCGCCGGUCAUGGCCUGCUUCUCCUUCUUCGCCUCCGGCGAUAGCCGGGACACUCUCCAGCUUCUCUACAAGGUACCAUCUCUGGCUUCAGAUUGUAAGGAGAAGAUUUUGGUGUGAAGGGGGAGAGAUUAUUAGGUGAGUGAAAAGCUUAUUGAUUUUUGUAUUUUAUUUUGUGUAAAUAUUUAUAUAAAAUGGUAUAAAUGGACUGACGCUGCAUAUAAUAAUACAUAUUGCGAUAUUUACUUUCUUUUAUUGUAAUUAUAACUAAUAUGUAGC
Molecule: messenger RNA, 540 nt
Organism: Dendrobium catenatum
Lineage: Eukaryota; Viridiplantae; Streptophyta; Magnoliopsida; Asparagales; Orchidaceae
Exons: 2
Coding region: 103-381 (92 amino acids)
Source: RefSeq, a predicted model, not a curated record